AAGUGGACGAAAAACAACAUUAGAGACUGCAGCGGCAGAGAAGGCUACGAAGACGACUGCGGCUGCAAAAUGGCAAUCAACACAGCAACAGUAAUGCGCAGAGUCGUUGCGUUGAUCGUAGCAGUUUGCGUCGACCUCUCCUUGUUUUACGCAACGGGACUAGUGGCGACUCGCAGCGACUUUGGACAUUUAGCGCGUCUCUGGGUCCUCGCGGCUCUCCGGUUGUUGGCGCUGAACGCUGUGACCCUGCUCACCCUCGGACACCUCAAACCGUGGCUUAUUCGUGUUAUCGUGUCUCACGGUCUGCUGCCCGCGCUGUUUGAGACCGGGACCAAAGUGUUCUACCACGAGGAGACCGAAUGUGGCUCGUCUGCGGAUGUGCGCUGCUGGCUCAUGGGAGCCGGAGCGUCGCUGGCCGGUGCGCUGUUUUGGGAAAUCACCGUCCCGGACGCCGACGAUGCGGCCGCCGGGAAAGAGAAGAAACAGAGAGCCAGAGUGCUGUUUGUGAGAGUCCUGCGUUUGUACAAACCCGAAUACCUGCUGCUGCUUGGGGGGCUUGUGAUGCUGACGCUGGCUGUUAUGUGUGAGAUGUUCAUCCCGUUCUACACUGGGAGAGUCAUUGACAUCCUUGGCACUCAGUAUCAGCCGAAGGAAUUUGUAUCUGCGCUCCUCUUCAUGGGCCUGUACUCUCUGGGAAGCUCUGUGAGUGCAGGCUGCAGAGGGGGUAUCUUACUUUGUGCCAUCAGUGCCUUCACAUGCAGAAUGAAAGUCAAGCUGUUUGGGGCUUUGACCAAACAGGAAAUUGGAUUCUUUGAGACCACAAAGACAGGUGAAAUCACAUCCAGGUUGUCUAGAGACACCACCUUGAUGGGAAGAGCAGUCUGUCUGAAUGUCAAUGUGCUGCUGAGGACGUUCAUCAAGACACUGGGCAUGAUCUCCCUGAUGAUGAAUCUUUCAUGGAAGCUCACAUUCCUCGUAUUGAUGGAGACGCCCAUCACUGGCCUCAUUCAGAACGUCUAUGACACACACUACCAGCGGCUGUCCCUGGCAGUGCAGGACUCGAUGGCUCUGUCUAAUGAAGUGGUGAACGAGGUAGUGUCCAGCAUUCAUGUGGUAAGGAGCUUUAACACAGAGAAGCAUGAAGCCCGUCGUUAUGACGACCGCUUGAUGGACACACACAUACUCAAGACCCACCAGAACACCAUCAGAGCUGUUUAUCUUCUGGCACGGAGGAUAACAGGGUUGGGCAUGCAGGUGAUCAUGUUGUACUACGGCAGGCUGUUCAUCCAGAGUGGACAGAUGACCACUGGCAACCUGCUUUCCUUCAUCCUCUACCAGUCAGAUCUAGGAGACAACAUCAGGACACUCACCUACAUCUUUGGCGACAUGCUGAACUCUGUGGGGGCAGCUGGGAAAGUGUUUGAGUACAUGGACCGAAAACCUCAGGUCAGCAUGGAGGGGAAACUCAAACCUGAUCAGAUGAAGGGGCACGUCAUCUUCCGCAAUCUCAACUUUGCCUAUCCUACACAACCCGACAAAACAGUGCUGCAGGACUUUUCUUUGGAGCUGAAGUCAGGUCAGAUGACGGCACUGGUGGGUCCAUCUGGAAAAGGAAAAAGCACCUGUGUGAGUCUGCUGGAGCGCUUCUAUGAGCAGCAGGAUGGAGAAAUCCUGUUGGACAAUGAACCACUGGAGUCCUAUGACCACCGUUUCCUCCACAAGAAGAUUGCUGUGGUGAGCCAGGAGCCUGUGCUCUUCUCUGGCUCCAUCAGAGACAACAUCACCUACGGGCUUGCUGAAUGCUCCUUGGAUGAGAUCCAGGAAGCAGCACGCAAAGCCAACGCCCAUGACUUCAUCCUGCAGCUGGAGAAGGGCUACGAUACAGAGGUGGGUGAACGUGGCGACCAUCUGUCCAAGAGCGAGAGGCAGCGGAUAGCCAUUGCUCGAGCUCUGGUCAGGCAGCCACAGGUCCUCAUUCUGGAUGAAAUAACCAGCUCUCUGGAUAUGGAGAGUGAAAAAAAGAUUCAGCAGGCCCUGGCGAGUUGUCCCAACCAGACCCUGCUGGUGAUCGCUCACAGCCUGAAGACCAUUGAGCGGGCAGAUCAGAUUGUUGUGAUCGGUGACGGCAGAGUUCAGGAGCAAGGGACUCACCAGGACCUGAUGGACGGGAAGGGGAGCUACUACAAACUGAGGGAGAAGCUUUUUGCUGAGGGAAGCUCACCACAGUGACAAACCGCUGACACUGAGCCGAUGCUGGAGAUCCUUGUGAUCUCUGAGACAAAUGUUCUGUGGGGUUGUGAUGCACGUUGGACCAACAGCUAACCUGAUGAAAGUGUUCUUCUUUUGUAAGUCAUACUGUUGAUAGAACAACUGAAGACAAUGGCCACACAUAUACUGAACGUAUACACACAUACCUGAUAAAAUGUUUAUGUAAAUUUUGUUGUAUAAAUAAAGAAAAUGAAAGAGAGCAUGGACAUAUAUUUUUCAAAAAUGUUAAAACAUGUGGAACCUUCUCAAUUCUUGUCGUAUACUUUUGUUGUUAUUUAUGUUGUUGAAAUUACAUUCGAUUUUGUAAAUUAGUCCCAAAAAAAAGAUGAGGGAUUUCUGAUGGAUACAUGUCUGCUUUAGUUUUCUAUUUCAUGCCCUUGUAUUGGGUCCAGAUGAAUACAAUUUGAAAUGACAGCACAUAGUUGACUCCAUGAACUUUUAUGAUCAGAGUGGCCAAAGGUUGCCUCAUGUGUAUGUCCCAAAUAAAAGAUGUCUAAAACAGAAUGUUUCUGUUUGAAUUAUA
Molecule: messenger RNA, 2791 nt
Organism: Anoplopoma fimbria (sablefish)
Lineage: Eukaryota; Metazoa; Chordata; Actinopteri; Perciformes; Anoplopomatidae
Gene: tap2a
Product: transporter associated with antigen processing, subunit type a
Exons: 11
Coding region: 70-2229 (719 amino acids)
Biological process (GO): transmembrane transport
Cellular component (GO): membrane
Molecular function (GO): ABC-type oligopeptide transporter activity; ATP binding; ATP hydrolysis activity
Source: RefSeq, a predicted model, not a curated record